AUGGUAGCGACUAGAACCGGAGCCGGAGACAGUGGAGAUACGACCACCGAAGAUUCGAUGCAGUCAACCAGCCAGCACACCGAGUCUACAUUCGCCGGCUGGCCUGCACAGACCACCGGUCAAACCGACAGCAGCACGACGCAGCCGCCCGCUUCCACCAGCGAAACCGGGGCAACGCAGCCACCCGCCUUCACCAGCGAGCCCGCUCGACCAACCACCCUGCAACCCAGCGCGCUGACCGUCAACCUGCCUGCUCCACCGUCAACCUCUAGUCACGCCACUACCGCAACCAGCAACAUGGCCAACUUACCGGCUCCAGCCGUCAGCUACACCGGCAACCUCAGCCAGCUGACCAGCAUAGCGACCCUGCUACCGUUCUUCCGCGGCAAGCUCCAUGAAGACCCCAUCACCUUCAUGCGACAGUGCACCGAGCUGCUUCAGGGUCACCACAUUCCCAGCUAUACCUGGGUCAUGCUUCUAAAAGCGCAACUACAAGACGACGCCGCCGCCUGGUGGAGAGACUACGGAGAAUUCGUCACCACCUGGGAACAGUUCCGUGACCGACUUCAGGCCCGUUUCUCGGGAGCCCAUAAAAUCGCAGCCGCUCACACGGAAUUUUAUGGCACCACCCACAAAGCGAACCAGCCAGUGGAGCGAUUCAUCCGUCAGAAGCUCCAACUACAGCAGCGCUUAGGAACCAACCUGGCUGAAGACGAGGUGAUCGCCCUGCUCAUCGGUCAGCUGAGUUCCGAGCUUCGCACCCUAGUUCGAGCUGCUCGUCCCACGAACUAUGAAGAGCUGAUCAUGAUCGCCAACGACCUGGAAACCGACCUCAACAGUCGACCAAAAUAUAAGCCGCCUCAACCUACGGCACCCGCAGGGCCACCCCAUCGAGAGCCGCCGCCGAGGUUCAACUACAACCAGCUUCCUCAGUGUCAUUACUGCCCGGCCAAGCAUUUUCAUCGCGACUGCCCAGAACUCGCGAAGAAACGGCAGGGAAACGGCGAUACUGGAGAGACUCGGACUCCACCCCUCCAGCACGGAAAGUCACCACCCCAACUACAAGCGAUAACCGUCACCGAACCGGCCAGCCAGUCAUUCCUUGGUCACGCCACCGUGGAUCCUGCCAGCGUCACCAAGCCUCCUUCCAACGUCACCGAAGACCCCUCGCUCUUCUCGGCUGACGGAGACUCUCCACGGUACCUAGCAGCCGCACCUCCACGGGCUAUCAAGAAUGACCCAGUACCAGUCGUCACCCGGGUCACCGUCUCACAACAGCAACCGCGUAAACAACUACACGCUCUACUCGAUUCAGCCGCAACGCACAACUUCGUGAGAGCUGCCCACCUCGACCACGGUACACGGAUCCAACUGCUGAAGCUACCUGUACUGCUGGCCAACCAUCCCACUAGCUGCGAAACGGCCAUACAAGGACAUCUGGAACUCCAGAUCCAACAGCACAUUCAAAAUAUUCCCUUCCUAGGUCUACCUGACCUACACGAAGACAUCAUCUUGGGACGACCAUGGUUUCGGGAGAAUAAGGCAGUGCUUGACUUUGAGCAAGACAGGCUAAUCUACGGCAAGACGCAGCGAGACACGGUCUUCUGGAUAGCGCAACCACCAGUCUCAGUAGAGAUGGACACUCACCUGGUUGACAAGUUACUAGAAGACACGCCCAGCGACCAGCACCGACGGUUAACAGUAUUACUGCAACAACACGCAAAAUUGUUCAUGGAGCAGAUGCCACCCUCCAUCACCACGGCCGCCACCAUGACAAUUCAACUCAACAGCUCAGAAAUACGCAGCCAGCGGCCUUACCGAUACUCACGGGAGAAACUGCAAAUUAUCGAGUCCGAAGUUGCCGCCCUCAAGGAACGCAACCUGGUAGAAGCCAGUGAUUCGCCUUACAACUCUCCAAUCAUCGUUGUCCCCAAGAAGGACGGCACAUCACGGUUCUGCAUCAAUUACCGAUGGCUGAAUUCCAUCACCGUUCCAGCCACGGCACCGCAGAUGACCCUACAGGACGUCAUUCGAAGCCUGGGAACUUCAAAAAUAUUCAGCUCACUCGACCUACGGAUGGGAUACUGGCAGGUACCACUCGCACCCCAGUCUUGA
Molecule: messenger RNA, 2115 nt
Organism: Nilaparvata lugens (brown planthopper)
Lineage: Eukaryota; Metazoa; Arthropoda; Insecta; Hemiptera; Delphacidae
Exons: 3
Coding region: 1-2115 (704 amino acids)
Source: RefSeq, a predicted model, not a curated record